GCACCGCACGCGCGCGUCACCCCGACCGCCCAGCGGCAUGCAUGGAUCCCAUCCCUUGGUGGCGCACCGCAGCCGCCGGGCUGGCCGCAACAAGACAAAAAGGCCGUCCGACCCCGCCCACCCACGCGCAUCACACCCGCGUGCGGCCGCAGAUGGAGAUGGCGGACCGCGCGGAGACGGCGACAAGUCGACGGCGACGAAGACUUCCCCCUCGCGGACGCCGGCCGGAGCCCCGGAGCCGUCUCCGUCAAGGCGUCAACUGAAGCGCGCGCCCGCGAGAGAAUUUUUUAAGUUAAGGUGCAGGUGCAGGGGCUGCUGGAGCAGGACAAGAAUGCGCUGUCAGGGGAGCAGUGGCGACGCAUGUGGCGAGAGGAUCAUGGUUGGUUGCUUCCUGUGGAUGCGAACCUGGCUGGGAAGGAAAACUACCGACUACCAGAAUGAUGCAACCUCGUCGGUGUCAGAUUACUGUUCCGGGCAGUUAGUUCCCUGGGCACGCCAAGUUUAAUUUUAAUCCGGUUUUUGUACCUGGCCCUUGUUUAGUUUCUAAAAAUUUUUACAAAAUUUCAUCGAAUCUUUACACA
Molecule: messenger RNA, 581 nt
Organism: Sorghum bicolor (sorghum)
Lineage: Eukaryota; Viridiplantae; Streptophyta; Magnoliopsida; Poales; Poaceae
Exons: 2
Coding region: 38-505 (155 amino acids)
Source: RefSeq, a predicted model, not a curated record